AUGUCCACCGAUUCAACUUAUCCAAAACGCUACUAUUUCAACCAAUCGACCCAAAUGUGUGAACCGUUCCACUUCACUGGCAUGCUAGCUCACGGGAACAAUUUCCCGACAAUGGCCACGUGCAAUGCCACCUGUCUUUUCGUGCCCGACAUUGAGGCGAUCACGAUGCCCGCCCAUUCGAACGAGCCGAUUGCCCAAUCUGACUUGGCCGAUCCAACCCGAUCGGAAGUUAAACGACCGGGUCCGAACAACUGGGGUGCGCGACCACAAACAACUGAGGCGAAUAACAGUUCGAAAUACCCGGUGGUCGGUUCGCCGUCUGUUGAGAACCAAACAGCUUUCCAAUCCCCGUGUCUGACACCGCUAUCCUCGUACGGGGCAAGCGAACUGGCCAAACAGACAAUUUGCGAUUCAGAGGAUAUCAUUCGGGAAUUGGGCUAUCGAUUUCGAGCAAUAGAGCACACAGAUGGGACAACAAACAACGGUCAGUUGGAGGGAAUCUGUGAACUCACUCUGGUCCCAAUUUGUUUGAGUGAACCGAAAAUGGUAUUCGGUGGUUUGGUCGAUUCGCGAAUGCGUACCAUUGGUCGGGUGUUUCAAACUCAGGCCGAAUGUGAGAAAACGUGUUUGAACAAUCGACGUAUACGUCGGAGUGCUCGGGAUCGCGAUGAUUCGGAUAAUGAACAGAAUACGAGCACGUCGGAAGAUACACAACAACUCGAAGUGUUGGUAGAAUCCAUACUGGAAAAGAGCGGUUAUGAAUCAGGUAAAUGA
This is a messenger RNA of Echinostoma caproni, 774 nucleotides long. Lineage: Eukaryota; Metazoa; Platyhelminthes; Trematoda; Plagiorchiida; Echinostomatidae. The record is from the annotation of a GenBank genome assembly.